UUGCGGCGUUGACCACAUGCUCAAGUUGGAGCAUUAUUAUUUACUCCUUCCGUUCAACCAUCAGAUCAGCGGUUCCAAAGCCAUCCAAUCAUGCCUCAGUAGGAAAGUGUGAAAGUGGCGGAAGAGAGGUGGUGCUGCGUCUGCAGUUCUGCAUGCAUGGUGGGCAGCUGCCGGUAUCUUGGAGGCGGCAGAAAUGGCGAGGGAUCGACCAGAGGAAGUGCACCGAUGACAACAGGGUGAAGGUGGUAAGUGAUAACUGCAGCUUCAUGCACCACAUGCCCUAUAUACUGCUAGAUGGAUGAAAAGUUGCAUGACGUGAAUGGCAACUUUAUCCUCGUCUUGCCCCUGUUGACAUUGGGAAUAUAUCGGCUAGCUGUUCGUAACAUCUGGUUCUUGAGAAAGUCUCCACGCGAAUCGGAUACGUUCACAGUUCACACCAAUAAUAUCUCAUUUUAUUGGGUACAUACACUGGCUCGCAGCCCUGUGGGCUGUGGUACGUAUAUAUGCUCGUGUGCGUCGUCUCUCCUGCAGCUCAUCUUCAUCGUUGUUUCACCCCGACGACUAGACGAUGGCAGCACCCAGUCUCAAGCUCGCCGCCCUGUGCCUCCUCCUCGUCGUCACCCUCUCCUUGCUCCCUCUGCUCGCCCGCGCCGAGUGCGAGUGCGAGGCCGGCGGCGAGGAGGAGCAGGACAAGGCCGGCUCGCUGAGGCUCAGGAUCAUCGCCAUCUUCUGCAUCCUCGUGGCCAGCGCGGCCGGCUGCGCCAUCCCGUCGCUCGGCCGGAGGUUCCCGGCGCUUAGCCCGGACAGGGAUCUCUUCUUCGGCGUUAAGGCGUUUGCGGCGGGGGUCAUCCUCGCCACCUCCUUCGUGCACAUCCUCCCGGAGGCCUUCGAGCGGCUCGGCUCGCCGUGCCUCGUCGACGGGCCGUGGCAGAAGUUUCCGUUCGCCGGGCUGGUGGCCAUGCUCGCGGCCAUCGCCACGCUCGUCGUCGACACCAUCGCCACAGGAUACUUCCAACGCGCCGCGCACGCCAAGAAGGCCGCGGCCGUCGUCGGGGCCGACGACGUAGAGGCGACGCCGGCCCAUCACGGCCUUGUCGGUCACUCCCACGGCGUGUCAGCCGUCGUCGCGUCAUCGGCAGCGGCGGCCGACGACGGCGGCGCGCAGCUCAUCCGCCAGCGUGUCAUCUCGCAGGUGCUGGAGCUGGGGAUCAUAGUGCACUCGGUGAUCAUCGGCAUGUCUCUCGGCGCAUCCCAGAGCGCCAGCACGAUCAGACCACUGGUGGUCGCGCUAACUUUCCAUCAGUUCUUCGAAGGGAUAGGGCUCGGAGGAUGCAUCGUUCAGGCCAAGUUCCGGCUGAAGUCCGUGCUGCUGAUGGCGCUCUUCUUCUCACUCACCACGCCGGUCGGGGUCGUGAUCGGCAUCGGGAUAUCCUCUGUUUACAACGAGAACAGCCCCAACACCCUCAUCACCCAAGGGAUCCUCAGCGCCGCCGCCGCAGGGAUCCUCAACUACAUGGCGCUGGUCGACCUUCUCGCCGAAGACUUCAUGAACCCUAGGGUGCAGAGCAACGGAAGGCUACAGGUCAUCGUAAACCUCUCCUUGCUGCUUGGGACGGCUCUCAUGUCAAUGCUCGCCGUAUGGGCCUGAGAGAAGUCGUCCUUAAUAGCCGGAAGGAAAAAACUCCCGUUUUGAAGAACUUCUUUCGUUCCUGUUUUUGCCAUCUUUGUACCUUUUGCCCGUUUAUUUCUUGCUUGUAAGAAUGUACGUAGCAAGCAUACAUGUAUAGAUCAUCAAACUACAUGGAGGGUCUGGUCGUCUCUUCUCAUCCGUUCAUCCAAUACACAACACCACAACGAUUAAAAGUUGUACAAUGAGGCCA
Messenger RNA from Hordeum vulgare subsp. vulgare (domesticated barley), 1880 nucleotides. Its product is annotated as zinc transporter 9-like. The record is from RefSeq and is a predicted model, not a curated record. Gene Ontology annotation, molecular function: zinc ion transmembrane transporter activity. Gene Ontology annotation, cellular component: plasma membrane. Gene Ontology annotation, biological process: zinc ion transmembrane transport. The transcript has 3 exons. NCBI's taxonomy places the organism in Eukaryota, Viridiplantae, Streptophyta, Magnoliopsida, Poales, Poaceae. The coding region runs from base 569 to 1648 and encodes 359 amino acids.